AGCUUUUUGCUUCUUGACUCAACUCAUCUCAGAAGCUUUGCCACCUUUUUCUUGAUAUUUCAGGGAUAGUGAUAUUGUGUUUUAGAAGAAAUUGAGAACUGAGAAGUUAAGCGACAUAGCCCUCCCUUCCCUCUGCACUGUGCCGGUCCUCUUUCCCCCCCCCCGCCUCCCUCUCUCUACAUAUCCUCCGUCUGGUCUUAGCUGUGGGGAUGAAUGCAGACGGAGACAGAUGGUACAGUAUAGUUAGUGUACUAGGAACUGAGGGUGAAGGAAAGAGUUCUGUGUCUCGCUGGACUGGACUAGGCUGAGAGAGGAGAGUGCUACCUGGUCAUGGGAUGCUGUAGUGUGACUCAGAGAGGAGCGCAUUCCGGGAUUGACGAUGUGGGCCCUGACGAGAUCGAGCUCCUGGAGAUUGACAACUCAGGGAUAUGGAGUCUAGGAGAGAGCAGGCUUCAGCUCUCCGUGAGGAAUGGAAACGAUGGUCCACCCUCUCGCUACCCUUCAGUGAGACACCUCAACCAGGAGGUUGUGCUAUGGGGCAGGAGCAGAGAGGAGCUACACCACAGAAUCUACAACCAGCCCAUCCGUGACUGGGAGGGCCAACCUACACACAUGUAUGGAGAGAUAGUACACUCCUCCCUGGUGUCUCUCCACAACAGCUACACACAGGAGACACGUGAACACUAUCUGGUGCUGUUCUCCUUCCACUUGUUGAUCCUAUCUCUGGACCACUCUCACCAUGAUUUUAUCUAUGAGGGCAUGCUGCCUCUCUCUGGACUGUCUUUCCAAGCCACUUCACUAGCCUCCAACUCGCAAACCAUGUUCCAGAUCAGUGGUCCAAUGGUGGACUCCAAAGUAUUCACCUGUGCCAGUGCAGCAGAGAUGAACAAAUGGAUACACCACAUGGAGGAGAGGAAAUACAAAUCCAUGAGCCAACUGCUAAGCCCCUCCCACUGUGCACUGUCUUACCUGGUACCCUGCGAUGAGAUCUGGAAGAAAGAGGAACUGAAAACGUAUUUACUGCAAGCCCCAAUUCAGCAGUGGGAAGGGGCCCCCAUCCAGCACAUGGGCCAGCCUGUAUACAUAUCCAUGGUCCACAUCAUCAACACACAGAGACAGGGACUCCAUCAGCAACUUCUAGUACUCUUCCCUCAAGAUGUCCUCCUGCUCUCUGUGGAUAACAAGAGCCUCAGUGUCAUAUAUGAGGGUAGAUUGCCUCGGAAAAGCAUCACAGCCGUGGAGAGGUCAGCAUUACCUGGGAGGCUGGAGUUCGAGUUAGCAGGUGAACUGAUUGAGCCGCUGCAGGUAUCUUGCACCUGUCCUGAAGAAUAUCAGAACUGGAUCUUCCAGCUACAACAGAAAAAAAAGAAAAUGAGAGACAAGUCCCAAAAAGUAGUUGCAGAACAACUCAGUAGUGUUUAUUUCUUUUCUCAAUAGCCGGAAAAAAAACUCCAAGCUACCUCAAACCACCCGGCUCCACCUCUCAUACCAAAAAAACAAAGGAGCAGAAAGGAGUCCCAGGAACAAAUGAUAAUUGCACAUUAAUGAGACUAACUGACCAAUGGCCUCACAAUAUAGAAGACUCAUGCCUCUUUUCAUUAAUAGACACUAUUUGUAGAAAGUAUUCAUUCCCCUUGACUUAUUCCACAUUUUGUUGUGUUAAAGCCUGAAUUCAAAGUUGAUUAAACUUAUAUUUUUUUCUCACCAAUCUACAUAAAAUAGCUCAUAAUUGUGUGAAAACAUGUUUUUCGAAAUGUUUGCAAAUUUACUGGAAAUGAAAUACAGAAAUAUCUAAUUUACAUAAGCAUUCACAUAAGCAUAAGCAUUCACACCCCUGAGUCAAUACAUGUUGGAAUCACC
Molecule: messenger RNA, 1860 nt
Organism: Oncorhynchus gorbuscha (pink salmon)
Lineage: Eukaryota; Metazoa; Chordata; Actinopteri; Salmoniformes; Salmonidae
Product: probable pleckstrin homology domain-containing family N member 1
Exons: 11
Coding region: 331-1437 (368 amino acids)
Source: RefSeq, a predicted model, not a curated record